AUGCUUCAAGUUUUAAUUGUGUUCGCGGUUGUGUUUUCGGCACUGUCCCUCGGCAGGAGGCUGUUUACUUCCACACCUUCAUUGGGGCCUCUACCCCCUGGACCGCCCCGAAAACUGAUAAUUGGGAAUCUAACCGACUUUCCUCCCAGGGGCGCUCGCCAAUGGGUUUUCUUUGAGAAGUUCCUGCAUCAAUAUGGUCCAAUUGCCUCACUGACAACAUUCGGACAAAUAAUCAUCCUCAUUAACAAUGCUCAUGUGGCAAUCGACCUCAUGGAGAGGAAAUCUGCGCACAGCCGGACCAUCCCAGAUGCCCCGUUCGCCGAAAUGGCAGGCUGGGGAAAGAGUCUUGCAACGGCAAGGAAUAUGGAGCUCUGGAAAGGAAUCCGAAAGAAUAUCAAAGUAGAGGUUGGGACGAGACGACUAGUUUCACGGUUUCACUCUAAACUCGACAUUUCGGUUCGGCGGUUCUUAGUUGGCGUGCUGGCAGAUCCAGACGAACUACGCGCUCUUAUCAGGAAGGAAGCGACUGGGUUCAUGCUGAACGCUGCGUACGGCUACACCAUCUCGCCUCACGGUCGAGAUCCGAUGUGUGAGAUCGCCCAACGAGCGCUGGGAGGAUUCGAAGAAAUCUUUACGCCAGGGAAUUGGCUUGUCAACUUCGUGCCUAUACUGCGACAUGUGCCCUCCUGGUUACCAGGCACUGGGUUUCUGGAGAAGGCAGCUGAAUAUGGCCAUAGUGCCCGACAGUUCACCGAUCUACCAUUUCAUUUCGCUAAACAUAAAAUGGCCCAGAGCUCCUUGGAGUCAUCCAUGCUCUCCAGACUACUUGAGCAGCAGGGCUCGUACGAACCCGGGUCCCUCGAAGAGGAUAUAUUAAAAUGGUCUGCGGCAGAAUUUUUUCUCGGAGGAAGUGAUACGAGCGUCUCAAUAGUGACGAGUUUCUUUUUGGCUAUGGCCCUUUACCCAGAUGUUCAACAAAAGGCACGCGCGGAGCUCGAUCAGGUUAUUGGGGAGAUGACGCUCCCGAAAUUCGAGCACCGGUCCAGCCUCCCGUAUAUUAAUGCCAUUGUGAAAGAGACUUUUCGCUGGCACCCAUCUUCUCCUCUAGGAGCACCGCAUAUACUUGAGCGAGACGAGAUCUAUCAGGGGUAUCUCAUUCCCAGGGGCGCGCUAUUGCUGCCGAAUAUCUGUGCAAUCACCCAGGAUACGAGUGUCUACCACGAUCCGAGGUCAUUCAAGCCAGAGCGCUUCCUGGCUAGUGAAGGACACCCGCCAGAAGCUGAUCCUGCGAAAUUCGUCUUUGGCUUUGGCCGCCGUAUAUGCCCUGGACGAUUUCUGAUCGAUGAAAAGGUAUUUUUAGUCGUCGCUCUAACUCUUGCGUGUCUUGAUAUAUCCCCCAAGGAUCCUCAUGCCCCAGAGCCUAAAUGGCAGGCUGGUCUCAUUAGUCACCCCGGGCCAUUUGACGUGAAGGUGGUCCCUCGAAGCCCUGAGCAUGAGGCCCUUAUUCGCUCCGUGGAGAGGGAGCAUCCUCCAGAGGCCAGCGACGCAGAUGACUUCAACCAGUUUGCAUUUUAUGGCGAUGUAUAGCUUGUUGAUUCAGGAGAAUGGUUAAUACGGUUCAUGUAAGGCCUGUGCCAUCGCGAUUUCUAGGCAUAGGUUAGGGAUCUAUGUGUAAGCCUAGAAUAACCCAGGGUAGCUAGUUUUCUGUAACCCUUGUUAUACUCCUUUCAUGUCCAGGCCUUUAAGAAGACUGCCCAGCACCUAGGUAGGUAAUGGGGGUUCACCAUCUCGCCGACAUAUACCCCAGUGCUACUUUCGGUAACCGAAGACGGGGACCGGAGUAGACGAUGGAGCGUUCACAGAAAUGAAUCAAUAACUCCCGCUAUUGAUCAGCGUAUUUAUUUCCUUUACUGAAAUUCCCUCUAUCCUGCUGAUUUAUUCCUUGCGGGAAUGCUCGCUUUUCAAGUUAGCAGGGAC
Aspergillus ochraceoroseus IBT 24754 is the source of this 1977-nucleotide messenger RNA. Its product is annotated as cytochrome P450. Lineage: Eukaryota; Fungi; Ascomycota; Eurotiomycetes; Eurotiales; Aspergillaceae. The record is from RefSeq and is a predicted model, not a curated record. The coding region runs from base 1 to 1587 and encodes 528 amino acids. Gene Ontology annotation, molecular function: heme binding; monooxygenase activity; oxidoreductase activity, acting on paired donors, with incorporation or reduction of molecular oxygen. The transcript is spliced from 7 exons.